AUGUCCACUCUAUUAUUAGCUAAUUGGUCACUGCGUGAGUGGAUGGGGAUAAGUAAUAUAGGCCCCCUGAAAUGCUCCAAUAUGAAUAGAUACUCUAUGCUCAAGCGAAAGCUGCUAAAUAUAAAGUAUUGGAUAGCUGGGUACUCCAAGACAGAGCAGUGCAUUAGACGUACCUUGAGCAACUACGAAACAGAUGCGUUAAAAGAGGUUGGCCUUCUCAUUUCUGCUGCAUUUAUGUGCCCAAAGCUACUGAGCAGAGCUCUAGAGAUUGCGCUUGCCCGGCUAGAUGCAUAUGAUAGCAUUUUGUUUCCUAAGCAUAUCCAGUACUAUAAGUCUCUUCUUUUUAUACAAAAAGUAUGCAUGGUAAGCACAUCUGCAGAGGAAGAGGUGAAAAAGCACUACAUCAAAAUACUAGCCUUUGCAUUCUAUGACAAGGAGUGCGACAAUCUUGAUACGAGCAUUCGGAUCUCGUCCACCUCCAUUCUCAAGCAAAUAAACAAAAGCGACAUGCCAAGCUUGCAGAGCCACACAACCUUUAUGACAUGCCUGUCACAUAGAGACAUGAACAGCAUGGAAUCACAGGGCUAG
Molecule: messenger RNA, 588 nt
Organism: Nematocida ausubeli
Lineage: Eukaryota; Fungi; Microsporidia
Exons: 1
Coding region: 1-588 (195 amino acids)
Source: RefSeq, a predicted model, not a curated record